This is a messenger RNA of Gastrolobium bilobum, 1348 nucleotides long. RefSeq names its product choline-phosphate cytidylyltransferase 2-like. Bases 121 to 1062 code for a protein of 313 amino acids. The transcript has 8 exons. The record is from RefSeq and is a predicted model, not a curated record. Gene Ontology annotation, molecular function: phosphatidylcholine binding; choline-phosphate cytidylyltransferase activity. Lineage: Eukaryota; Viridiplantae; Streptophyta; Magnoliopsida; Fabales; Fabaceae. Gene Ontology annotation, biological process: CDP-choline pathway.
GAAAAAAAAAAAAAAAAGUAGAGAAAAACCGAAAUUGGCGCAUACGGCAGCAGUCGUCGGGAGCCGGGAGCGCAUGCGAUUUAAGAAAAGAAAAGAAACGGAGAGGGGCGAUUAAUUCGAAUGGCAGAAUCGAAUUCCAAAAUGGCGUCGCCUCCGUUGGAUCGUCCCGUUCGAGUGUACGCCGAUGGCAUCUACGACCUCUUCCACUUUGGCCAUGCUCGUUCCCUUGAGCAAGCCAAGAAAUCAUUUCCGAACACAUACUUGCUCGUUGGGUGCUGUAGCGAUGAAGUCACCCACAAAUACAAAGGCAAAACGGUUAUGACAGAGGCCGAACGAUACGAAUCCCUGCGCCACUGCAAAUGGGUGGAUGAAGUCAUUCCUGAUGCCCCUUGGGUUAUAAAUCAAGAGUUUCUUGACAAGCACAAAAUUGACUAUGUGGCUCAUGACUCUCUUCCUUAUGCUGAUGCCAGUGGUGCUGCCAAUGAUGUUUAUGAAUUUGUUAAAGCUGUUGGGAAAUUUAAGGAAACAAAACGGACUGAAGGAAUAUCUACAUCAGAUAUUAUAAUGAGGAUUGUCAAAGAUUAUAACCAAUAUGUGCUCCGGAACUUGGAUCGUGGGUACUCAAGAAAAGAGCUUGGUGUGAGCUAUGUGAAGGAAAAGCGAUUGCGAGUGAAUAGAAGGUUGAAAACAUUACAAGAGAAAGUAAAGGAACAACAAGAAAAAGUUGGUGAAAAGAUCCAAAUUGUUGCAAAGACUGCGGGUAUGCAUCGGAAUGAGUGGGUAGAAAAUGCUGACCGUUGGGUUGCUGGGUUUCUGGAAAUGUUUGAAGAAGGUUGCCAUAAGAUGGGAACAGCAAUUAGGGAUCGAAUUCAAGAGAGAUUAAGAGGUCAGCAGUUAAUAGAUGGCUCAUAUCCUCUACAAAAUGGCAAGGAUGAUAAGGAUGAUGACCACGAUGAGUAUUAUUAUGAUGAGGAUGAUAGUGAUGAAGAAUUUUUUGAAGAAUAUUAUGAUGAUGAUGAGCUUAAUCCCCAGAUUAACGGGAAAGAUGAGGAGAUAAAAUAGGUAACUUUUGGUAAAGUUGUUGGGUUCUCGGCGGAAUGUCGAUAGCUACUGUCCUUGCGAUUUCUGUAAUAUUACAUGCAUUAUCUUGGAUAGUGGAACAUGGCUUGUAGUUGCACAAGGUAACUUUAAUUUUGCUGAGUGUGGUCAAGAUUCUGCAUGUGGAACGGCGGUAUACAUGAAACUGUUGUUUGUAUAUGCUUGGCAAGAAAACCUGCCCCGAACUUGUGUUUGUUACUUGUCAUGUCAGUGACUUAGUUUUAGAUGGGGAAAAUACUAUAACCUUUUU